Hyalella azteca is the source of this 2397-nucleotide messenger RNA. Its product is annotated as ELMO domain-containing protein 2. The record is from RefSeq and is a predicted model, not a curated record. Gene Ontology annotation, molecular function: GTPase activator activity. NCBI's taxonomy places the organism in Eukaryota, Metazoa, Arthropoda, Malacostraca, Amphipoda, Hyalellidae. The transcript has 7 exons. The coding region runs from base 1000 to 2025 and encodes 341 amino acids.
GUGAUGGAGGUGUGGAAGCAAGGAAUGGAGGGAAAGAACACUUUGAAGCUAUAUCAGAUGAAAGUGAUGCCAUAUUACAAAUGCAUGUAUGAUGGUAGUAGGAGACCUUCUGUUUUGUGUAAGGGCAGGGGCGCUAGGUAUGAAUGGACGUACAUACUGGUGGAACAAGAGGAGGGAAGAUAAAUGUCUUAUGCAUGAUUGUGAUGAAAAGGAAACUGUGGAGCAAUUAUUAAUGGAAUGUUUGGGGUAGGUAUAUGAGAGAGAGCAACAGAGAGCCUACAAUGGAGGCGAUUUGGAAUGAGGGAGAUGAUAUUAAUAAAGUGGGGUGUGAGAGAACAAGUGAGGAGGGGAUGAUGAAGAUUGUAGGUCUGUCUGAGGGAGCAACUGUGGCUAUGUUUGAGAGUGUAAGGAGAUAUUUGAUGAACGUGUGGAGGUUGAGGGACAGAAGGUGGAUGAUAAGAGUGUGGUUUUAAAGAGUGGUGGGUUGAGAAAGGAGAGGGUUGGAAGGCAAAGCUAACCAUGCUGAAUGUUUUAGUACCAUUAUUUCUGUUUUUUAGGAUGUUGACAUGUAUAACUGAAUGUUUGAGUCUAUAGGGAUUUUAGUGCACACUUAUUAAUUGAACUUUUUUUCAACAGCCAAGUGCAACAUGAACUUAUAAUUUUCAGUUUUAUGUUAAAGAUUUUUAUGCAGUGUGAAUGACUGAUCUAAAGGUCUUGACCUGAGGUCAGCACUCACCCAAUUCCAACUACCUACAACUGAAAUGUGGUAACUUGGAUACACUGUUCAAAAUCAAAUCAGUUGAAUUUGAAAUUGCUUGAGAAUAAAGUCAUAAAGUAUGAAAAUAUUUUCAAAAUUCUGAUACAAAAGUUGUGGAUUUGCCAGCACUGACAUGAACAUUUCUACUUGUUAGAUUUUUUGCAACUUGUUGAAGUCAAUAUUUGCUGUUGUGUCUGCCAUUGUGAGUGCAGGUAAAUUGCUGUCAAACCCAAGGGGUAAACAUGUUAACAAAAAAGCUGAAAACAUUAUUUGGUCAUUUAUGGUUUACUAUUUGGCUUUGGAUGCGUCCCCUGGUAAAAUGGGUGCUGAGGAAAUCCACGCAGCUAUGCGAGAUUCAAAGAAUUUGCUAUGCUACCCUACCUGGAGCUGAAAGAUCUACCAAAGUUGAAUUCAGCCUGGAGCAUUCACGUCAUGCUGAAAUUCAGAAAUGCUGUGCAUAUCUUUCAUCAAAAGCUGAAGAACAGCAGAUUCGUCCUGACGUGAUUCAUUACGCAGUUUAUGCCGUUGUCAGAGUCAAGGAUAUCAACACCAAACUUCAUCCCAAGUUUUCAGGCCAGUUGUUGUCAUGCAUAGGCAGCAUCUGGGGCUAUAGGCAGCUCAUCAGUGAGGUUGAGUCCCUCUGUAAUAUUGGUUGUUCAACGGCUGCUCAGCUCCCUGCCAACGCUCAACAAGUCACUGACAAACUGCAAACUCUGUGGCAAGCUCUCAAACCUGAUUCACAUCUCCAGAAACUUGUGAGCAAACAGUGGCAGGAAAUUGGCUUCCAAGGAGAAGAUCCUUGCACAGACUUCAGAGGCAUGGGGCUGCUUGCCCUUGAAAAUUUAUUGUAUUUUGCCGUGACUCAUGAGUCGGCAGCAAGGCACGUGCUCUCGCGAUCUUGCCAUCCUCGCUACGGAUAUUCAUUUGGCAUCGUGGGCAUCAACCUGACGCACCUGGCGCUGACGCUGCUCAAGGACGGCGCACUGAAGCAUCACUUCUACAACGUCGCCGUCAAGGAGAUGAAGGAGGCCGCCCUCUCUGCCUCCUCUACAUCAGGUACCGCCGGCGUGCAGCUGCCGUCACUGCGACACUUCCACCAAGUUUACUGCUACAUCUUCUUCGAGUUCGACUCGUUGUGGAGGAAUGAGAAGCCCAGGGACAUCAUGGAGUUCAACAGAGUCAGGGAUCUGUUUGAGAAGAAGCUCAGGGCUCAGCUUAAGAGCUACGACUGCAUCCUCAAGACUAACUUUGUCUUGCGCAACGUAUAAUGCCAGUUCUGUCAGGGGAAUUGUAGCAUUCUGUCUAAGUUUUUUGUACCGUGAAACUUUCAACGAUAACUAAUCAUGUCGUUUUGAUGGCAUAUAUAUGCUGAAUUGCCUUGCAGAAAUUAAAAUUAUGCUAUUUCUGAUGUGGGAAAAUUUGUACUAUACAAUUUAUGGGUGCACGCUCUCAACUGGUGCGCUUUGGUGGGUUGCAAUUCUAGUGACGGGAGGCAAUUGUCACGUGAGAAGAGCAUUUUUUCUCAAUAUCCCUUCAAACCCAAGCCAGAUCUCAUUUUUACCUCUCGCGAUGUAUAAUUUAUUGUUUAUCAUUUAUAGGUAUACCACUAAGAACAUUCAGUUUUAAUUAUAUUUUUCUGA